Molecule: messenger RNA, 8909 nt
Organism: Xiphophorus hellerii (green swordtail)
Lineage: Eukaryota; Metazoa; Chordata; Actinopteri; Cyprinodontiformes; Poeciliidae
Gene: npy8ar
Product: neuropeptide Y receptor Y8a
Exons: 5
Coding region: 2105-3295 (396 amino acids)
Biological process (GO): G protein-coupled receptor signaling pathway
Cellular component (GO): plasma membrane; neuron projection
Molecular function (GO): neuropeptide binding; neuropeptide Y receptor activity
Source: RefSeq, a predicted model, not a curated record
CUAGACACGGCUACACCACACACCAACACAGACAUAAGUUAAACAUGGCAGCUGCGAUGAGAGACACAUACUCACAAACAAAACUCCAGUAGUUUGGAACUGGGCUUAACAGCGAAUAAGGAAAGCUGUUGUUACGCUCUACCUCCACGUCAAAGAAAAAAAAAAACUUAUCAGUUUACUAAUUUAUGUAUUGCUACAGCGUAGAGUCAGUAGAUGCGUACAUUACAUUUACAUUUCCCUGCUGAUCAGAAAAGCACAUCCAUCACUUCUGUCAGUCUGACCUCAGAAUUCCAGUGUGUCGGUUCUCAAACCAGUGAGGAAAGCUGAAGUGAGGCCACAGAUGACGGAAAAUAAGAUGCACUGUUACAUCUUAAAUCUCAUUUUACAUUUUAGAGAGAAAAAGGGGACAUUUUGUUUUCAACAAUAAAUAAAAGUGCGCUGAAGUGAUGGACAUCAAACACUAACACUGUGGGAUCUGUGAUGCAGCAGUUUAUUCAUGUAUCUCUGACCUGCUCAUCACUGUCUGCAGCAGGUCUAAUAAGGGUCAUAAUUACCCUCUGGUUCAAGAAGUCAAAGUCCUGCUGAUCUGAUCUUCUGUGACUCCUGGAGCCUCAGGGGUCUGCUGGACUUUGAAGUCUCCUCUGCAGUAGAGGUUAUUCAGCUCUAUAAUAGGAUUGCUCCAUGUAAACUAAAAACAAAUUGAAGCAUCAUGCUGGACCUCAAACAACAUGUUCUCCACUCUUUAAACUUUCCCUCAGCCCCUUUUCUCUUUAGCACAGCUAAAACGCUCCUAACACUGACUCAGGAUUGGCUGAACUCAGGAGCUGUCCGUGUCCUGGAGAUGACCGUGUGUUGAGGCUCUUGAUGCUCUGACUCCAUCUGCACUCCAUGCUUUGCGAAUCUCCCUCAAGCUAUUCAGUGGGCUUUGCUUCUCAAUCCUUUCAAAGCUCUUCCUGUUUCUUGUGUAUUUUUCAAUCAAACUUUUUUCUUCCACUCAACUUUCCAAUAGCAUGCUUGGAUGCAGCAGUUCUGUGAACGGCCAGCUUCUUAAGGAAUGACCCUCUGAUCUGCAAUGGUCUUGUCAGCAGUCUUCACAAUCAUUUUAUAGCAUCACAUUCUGUGCGGAACAUUCUUAGAUUCUGAAAGUGAAAUACUCCCAUUUCCUGUGAUAUCUUGGGUUUUCAUUGGCCAUAGUUAAAAAGAACAAAUAAAAUGACUGAAGUGCAGAACUGUAGUAAGUUCCACUUUUUACACUGAACUACCGAUGUCCAAAGAGCUGCUGCACCUGUGUGGGAUUUAUUUGGAGGUGGGUUUGACUGUUAUUACCUCACUGUCUGUCCGAACCUGACCCAGUAAAUUCAGACCCGCUCUCAGAGGACCGAACCUGACAGAACUCCACAGUCUCACCCACAGCUCACCUCCCUCCCUUGUAAACGGCGCGGAGCCCCGGUAACUGGCUCCACGGCGGCUGCGCGUGCGGCAGCUACCCUGCACGUGCGUGCGCAGUUUCUAUUUGCUCUCUUGGAGACGGUGAGCAGACCCAGUCCCGACCUGACGACGCGACCCGGUGAGUCCACCUGUCCGUGUUGUCCUCCGCCCGCCGUCCUGUUUGUCUUGUCUCGUUGUGUCCGUGGAGUGAGACUGUGGAGUCUCCCGGCUGUUCGCGCGCGCUCCGGCCGCCAGACACUCCAUCACUGACCGACACAACGACCCGCCGCUCGCCGCCUGCCUGGGAGGGAAACUUCUGAUCCUCAAUAAGCAGAAAAUUCAAAUGUAGGCAAAGUUGGAACCGGAGCGGCUUUUACAGGCUAACUGAUGUUUAAUUGAUGGAAACUGCUGAUGCAGAGCCGAUCCACCGGGAUGCUAACAGAGAGGAAACAGCAGGACAACUUCUACAUUUGAAUUUCCGCUUGUGUCAGACAUGCUUGUGAAGCUCCAUCAGACGUUCCUGAAUCCUGCUCAUGACCUGUGCUUCCUCUCUGCUUCCUCCUCCUCUUCUCUCCUUGUCCUCCUGUCAUCUCCGUUCUGAUCCCCUAUACGAGUUCAGCCACAGCCUCAGGCCUCCGAGUUGAACCCACCAACCCAUCCCAUCCGCUUCCCUGCCAUGUCUAACGACACAACCUUCUUGGAGGCCACUGAUUGGUUAGACACCUCCCAGUGCCCGCCCUCAGUAGGCGGCGCUACUUUCCUGAUUGUCGCAUACAGUGCAGUCAUUGCAAUCGGGUUGCUGGGCAACGCAGGCCUUGUAUUUAUCAUCACGCGGCAACAGGAGUUGCGCAACGUCACCAACAUCCUGAUUGCCAACCUGUCGUGCUCGGACAUCCUGAUGUGUGUGGUGUGUCUGCCGGUCACUGUCAUCUACACGCUGAUGGACCACUGGGUGCUGGGGGAGGCCCUGUGUAAGGUGACGCCCUUUGUCCAGUGCAUGUCUGUGACCGUGUCCAUCUUCUCCCUCGUGCUCAUCGCUCUGGAGCGCCACCAGCUGAUCCUCCACCCCACCGGCUGGACCCCCGCGGCCGGGCACUCCUACCUUGCGGUGGGGCUCACGUGGCUGGUCGGCUGCUUCAUCUCGCUGCCCUUCCUGUCCUUCAACAUCCUCACUAAUGACCCCUUCCAGAACAUCAGCCUGCCCUCCAACCCGUUCAGGGACCAUUUGAUCUGCAUGGAGUUGUGGCCGUCAGACAAACAUCGGCUUGCCUACACAACCUCGUUGCUGAUCUUCCAGUACUGCCUGCCUCUCCUUUUGGUGCUGCUCUGCUACCUGAGGAUCUUCAUCCGCCUGAGACGCCGCAGGUCACACAGCUACACUCUCCCUCAUGCACUUCAAAAGUCUUCUCACCACAGGGACAUGCUGGAGCGCAGCAGGAGGACUCGGGGAGCCCAGAGGAUCAAUGUCAUGCUGCUAGCCAUCGUCAUCGCGUUUGCUCUCUGCUGGCUCCCUCUGAAUGUCUUCAACACUCUGUUUGACUGGCAUCACCAGGCCCUGCCAAAAUGUCAGCAUGACGCUGUCUUCUCCGCUUGCCACCUUACAGCCAUGGCCUCCACGUGCAUCAACCCCGUGGUGUAUGGCUUCCUCAACAGCAACUUCCAGCGGGAGCUGAGGACGACGCUGCAGCGCUGCCAGUGUGGCACCCGGGCAGGCGAGAGCUAUGAGAGCUUCCCUUUGUCUACGGUGGGCAGCGAGGGCAUAACAAAGGCCACUUCGCUCAACAGGAUGGGAUCAGUGUGUGUCCCCUCACCCAGACCUGAGAUCAGCUCGGCUCUGCUGUCCAAAACAUUACCGGCUAACUUGUAACAAUGUGGACCGAAGAAUUCUUUGACAAGAUCCUAAGCAGAGUGGUUGUUAUUACAUCAGUUGUGUGUAACUGAUAAUGAUCAACGUUGAGCCAGUUCAACACUGUCCUCACUUGAAUUUGGCUGAAAAUGGUCUAAUACUAUUUCAAGCUAAUAUUUGACAGCGUAUUGCUCUUGUUGUGACUGAUCAUCAUCUCAAAAGUUUGAAGACUGUGGAUGCAACUUGGAAGUCCAGAACCCCAAAACUGAGGAAGCUGAAGGACCUGGACUGUUCUGGUGUAAACCAUGCAACCCUCCUGGAAAGGUUCAGUUUCCAGUUACAGCCGUUGUGACAGAUCAACCUCAUACCAGACAUUUUAAUGUUUUGGUGAAAAACACAUUUUUCUGUUUACACACAUGAACAAAAUUGCUGGUACCCCACAAUCACCACUGAAAUAACCUGAAACUGACUAAAGUAAAGAUGAAUAAAAAAUGACUGAAAAUUAAAAAACAAAAAUCAGGGUUUGCUUCUGAAUUGUGAUUCACCAGAAUCAUUUUGAAAAUAAACUAAGGAAACCACAAUGAACCACAGGAAGCAAAGGAGAGAUUUGUCACAGGAGAUUAGAAAGAAAACAUGCUAAAGGUAAAGGCUACUGGAGCAUCUCUAAGCAGCUUGAUGCUCAAUUGGAUCAAUUAUUGAGGGAAAUUGAUGACAGGUUGAAGAGCAGAAGAAUACAAAUAGAAACCAAAGAGCCCAGAACAACCUCCAAGCAAAUUAAAGGUAGACUCCAUGGUCAAGGUCCAUCAGAUUGAACAAUACAUUUUGUCUGAGCCAAAGUGGACUUUAUGGGAGAAGUCACUGUUAAAACCAAAUCACCCAAAAGCGAGACUGAAAUUUGCUAUAUUGUAUAUUGACAAGACACAGCUCUUCAGGGAAAAUGUCCUCUGGACAAACGAGACAAUACUGGAUGUUUUUACCAAAGCACAUCAGCUCUGCAUUCAGAGACCAAAAUUGAUUCAUACCAAAAAAAAAAACAUACUAUGAAACAUGGAGGAGGCUCAGUUCUGAUCAGGGGCAGCUUUCCUACAUCUGUCAGUGGGUUCAGGAUACAAUACAAUUGAGACAUUUUGGACAAAACUCGACAACCUUGUCAGAAAACUUGGUCUCAGUUGCAGGUCAUGGGCCUUCCAACAGGACAACGGCCCAGACACAGCUAGAAACACCUAAGAAUGGCUAACAACAAAAUAUUGCACUAUUCUGUACCGGUCCGUUUCAAAUGGCUGGUACCAGUCGUUCACUAACAGAGGGAUACCAACAAGUUUGUCCACGUGAGUAACAGAUGAACAUGUUUGUAAGUGCUGAGGCUUUGUUUAUCAUCGUUCAUUCUUUAAAAUAUCUUUUUUGUGGCCUUUUUUUGAAAGUUAUCUGACAGGAAGAGGGCAGAGAGUAGCAGGCAGAGAUGAGUGUAGAAUUUGGGAUGACCAUGUUGAGAUCUCUUCCCUCUAUAUACGUUUGCGUUGCUGUACUGGCAAAUGUUUUUUUUAUAUGUGGAAAGGAACAGCUUUUAAGCUUUUUAAGGAAAAAAUGCUAAAAGGAAAAAAAAGCUAGAAAUUGGCUACAGUAUUCUUUCUCUGCAGAAAAUAAAUUAUGUUAUAGAUCAAACUCGCUACAUCAUUACGUCGGUUCAAUUCAUGUUACAAUUAUACAGAGCAGGUUAGUUGUUUAUCAUUUUCUACACCACCAUAAGAUAAAUAGGGGAAUUAAUACCAUACCAGUACAAAUAUGAUAAAGUGCCAUAAAUUUGUUUUAUCCACUUUGUAAUUUCCCCAUUCGGACGUUGCAGCACAAACCAUGAUGUGUCAUCUGGUCCCGUUUGGAUACAUGAAAUGUUCUCAAUAAUUUCAGACUAUCAUAUUGUCACUUUCCUAAAAUGUCAUUUUUUGGCCAAAAGAUGAUUUAGAAAAAAAAUAAUAACUUUUGGAAAAAAACAAAAAGAUGUAGGUCAUUAUUUCAGGAAGGUGACAUUAUUGCUUCUGUUGAAUUUGCAAAAUUAAGGCUAUCUUGUUUUGUAGCCUACAUCAGUGUUGUAGUACUCGAGAUGCUCUCGGACUUGACCGCAUUUGGUGUCGGUCUUGGUGACAAGUCGGUCUUGGCGCCCGAGACCAUACAGUACAGUGGCGCAAAAAGUGGGUAUGCACUUUAUGCAACGCAUAGGGGCGCUGCACUGAGGGGGCGCAAAAACGAUGUGGGGAAUUGUUUUUCUAGUCAGUAUUUUAUGUACUUAACAGCUGUUUGUGUAUGAAAUGAUCAAUAACAGAGGAACAGGACUGAUUAGGCGCCCCUAAACUCCCAUACAGGUAGCUUGGGCAGCGUCCCUUCUAGAACUGGCUGAGGCGCGUUUUUUUUUUUCUUUUAAAUUUGAAUUAUAGGAACAGGGAGCUAAAGAUGGGGCACAGGAAAAAACUCCGGGGCACAAAACAGGAAACAGAAGAGGGGGAAAGAUAAAGAUGUUGGAGAGACAAAGAAAAGUUGUUCAAAGUGGUUUAACGACAGCAGGUAAGUAAUGUCAGUGUAUCAACAAGAGAGUUGUAAAUAUUCAGGUUAGCUUAAGCUAGGCUACAAUGACAGGUGGUUGUUGUCUCCGCCCCGUAUUGAACCAAUACAGGACACGAUUUAUUCUGUGUUGCUAUAAAUGUCUGAUAGACACACCUAUCACACACAUCUCAACAAUAAGUGUAAUAAUAAUGACCGAAACAAAACACGGGAAAUAUUAAGGUCAGCUAAAUUGUGGUUUCGGGACCUAAAUAGGACCCCACUACACCACACGAACUGACGCUGUUGUCAUGGUUACCUAGAGACGGACUUUACGCAGCCGAUGACAUGUUCGCAUACACCUCAGAAAGUAUGUAGUUGUGCUCCUGCUGCAGUAGCUAUUAUUAUUUUAUUUUAUUAUAUACAUUGAUAUAGCAAAUAAAUAAAACAAAAGAACGAAAGCAGGCAGAGCAAUGCUCAAUGCUCUUUGAUUGUUUUUGUCACCUGCCAUAUGACACAGGUCAUGAUGGUAGACAUUACAGCACUUUGUGCUGCCUGGCUUCAUGCAGCGGGAGAGACGGCGAAAAGAGUCACGGUGUGCGACUUGUACUUGGUUACUUCUUGCUUGUUGCUCCUUGGUCAGUGUUCAUAGUUGAGUGUUGUUAACAGUUAGUGCAUUGCCUUAAUUGCUAUGUUUAAUGGUGCAGACAGAGGUGGUUUUUGACAUGAAUGAUAUGGGCAACCGCCCAGGGAGUUAUCUCGUUAGGGAUGGCAUGAGACCACCGCAGAUUGUAGCACAGAGAUGGAAGCAAAGCAGAACAAAAAGUUUGUUCUGCUUUUAAUAUUGGUUCAAUUUAUUUCAGCUCUAAGUAUUUAAUAUCUAGGUGUUUUUAUGGGAAUGUAAAUCUUUCAGAUCAAUUUGAUUAGCAAUUUUGAUCAUAUUUCACAUUUUAUUGUGUCAUGUAGCGCGGGGCGCUGGUCUUGGUCUUGUCUUGGUCUCGGGUUAGUAGAUCUUGACUACAACACUGGCCUGCAUUACUCUAGAGAAAUGUGACAUGGGUAAAUCUAAGUGAUGUUAGUUUUUAAUAUAGUAUAGAUGAUUGAAUGUAUUAAUAAUUUUACUCUAACAUUAGCAGAUCUGCUGAUGGCAUUGACCUCCCACUGGUGUGAAGUAGCUUUGUUUUUAAAGGUAAAGUGAACAGUUGUAGUAAAGUUCACCUGUUUCUACCUGAGUUAUCCAGGUACAAUGUUAAAAAUUUAUUGUAUGACUUGUGUAAACUGGAGCAAUUUUUGCAAUAAAUCUUUAUAAAAAUGACAAGCCUAGUGGGAACUUUGAAACACUUAAGCUCACUAGUAUUUAUUUGGAUGCAGUGGUAGAACUCUAGUCACCAUCACUGUACUAUAACUUCACAUUGUAGAUGCUAUUAGUGAUCAUCUACUGAGUUCUGUCUGAGCUGUUUGGACCAGUUUGAUACUUGAGUCAUUCAAGUGGCUGAAUUUUGAAUAGAACAUGUCUGUGAUGAUACAUAUGACUUAUGACGAUACAUAUGGCUGUUACUGACACUCUUUAGUCCUAUUUUGUCUCCAUGACGUAAAACCUUGUUGGGUUGUUUUAAAUGUUAAGUUAGCUACAAUGCUGAGGUUUAAGCACCUUCCUUAUCCAUGAAUUUCUCAUUUUGGUAGGAAAAUACAUGAAGGUAUUUCAAAGUGCGAGACAUAUACCAGCUUAAGGCAUAAUGAAAAUUUCUGAGCCAUUCAAUACAAACUAUGUCCAUGACUGGUGAACUGAGGGCUCAUAGAUACUGUAUCUCCCACUCAUUUUGCUAAAUCUGAAUUUUAGCCUCUGGUCAGUUUGAAGAACAGAAAUAUGCACAUUUGUAAAGCAACAUUAAAAUUCAAUGUCGGUAGCCUUGAUGAGAAAGCCAAGCCAAUCUGAUACAACCAGAUAAGUAAAAGAGUUUCAUCACUUCUCUCUCUCUCUCGCUCGCUCUUUCUCUGUUUGUGCUGGGAAAACAAUAUUUGCCCCUUUAAAUAUUUCUUCUGUUUCUGCAUCUUUCAUUGCACUAGCAACAAAAGGCAUGGUCUUCAGGGGGAUGGUGCCUAUCUCCAAAAGCAGUUUACCUCUGUGCUACAUCUCCGUAACCUUUGUGAUGUAACACAGGUUACAUUGUGGACAGGUCACCAGUCCAACACAGGCCAAGGUCAUCAAAUUUUACAAUGAAUCUAAAAAGAUCUGAGUAAAGACACAUAGCAAUCUUCAAAUGAUAGUUGCCUUUAAAAGCUAUGCUGGCCCUAUGUGUAUACAUAGUUCCACUUCCUGUCCCCCUGCAUUUCUAAUGUAUUGACUGUGAUCAACCAUAAUACCUACAGAUCAUCAUUAUUUGAGCUGAAGUGUUCUUGGAUUAAGCAGCAAGAUAAACAUGAUACAACAAAUCCAUCACUGGCUCAAAGGAAUGAAAUGAUAUAUAUAUGUAUAUAAUUAAGUAAGGAUACCACAUAUGAACUAUUGUGCUCAUUCAUUCAUUCAGAAGUGCCAUUGUCCUGAACUGAACACAAAUGUUAAAUAAUCCUACUAGACCAACUGAACUCGUUUCAAGAAGGUUUUUAGAUUUUAGACUUCAGAUAAAUGAUGUGAUAAUGAAACUUCAUUGCUCCACUAAAUACUGUCUUCAAAAAUAUGCUAAUACAAUUCAUUUUUUAAAUAUCUGCAAGCUAACACACUGGAUCAAACACAUUCUAUGUUAAUGGUGAAGAAAACCCUUUUAGAGAGCUACUUAAAGUAAUAUUGAUUUAUAAGAGAGUUGAACAUGUUAGGGAAUGUGUCGGUAGCUUAACCAGUUGAAUCUAUUUCUAAAGGAAGGAAAAAAUGGCUGCAGAGUGAAUAAGCAAAUGAAUGUCAUUGUAAGAUAUAUUUAUGAAAUCUGUACAAUAUUCACAGGUUUUAUUUUCCAGGUGUCUGAUCUGAGCCGUCUCUUAGUUCUUCUUUGUAUUUUCUCAUGCUGUGAUUUUUGUAUGUUUGUCAUAGAUGCUGUAUUACUGUACAUGAGCUUAUGUGUGAUUUCAUCUGUGAAGAAAAGAACCCAAAUAAACUACUGUCAUCCAU